GACGUUACGUCGCAGGUCUGAUCAUGACAAGUGUCGGAAGAAGAGGAAGAAGGCGCUGAAGUUUGUUGUCUUGUGGUUUUUUUAUUGAUCAGUUUUCCAGGCUUCCAGGUCCUUCUUUGGACUCUAACGGUACUAAGUUAAAACAGACCGAGUCUGAAGUCCUGAUCCGGAAUCGGUGCUUUAAGGGACUGAAGUUUGUUGGACUUCAAGCAGAGAAAGAAUGACGCACAAAGAGGACGAAUAUGAUUACCUGUUUAAAGUGGUGCUGAUCGGAGACUCCGGGGUCGGAAAGAGCAACCUGCUGUCCCGCUUCACCCGCAACGAGUUCAACCUGGAGAGUAAGAGCACCAUUGGGGUGGAGUUCGCCACGCGCAGCAUCCAGGUGGAGGGGAAGACCAUCAAGGCCCAGAUCUGGGACACGGCUGGACAGGAGCGCUACAGAGCUAUCACCUCAGCGUACUACCGCGGGGCAGUCGGUGCCCUCCUGGUCUAUGACAUCGCCAAACAUUUGACCUACGAGAACGCGGAGCGCUGGCUGAAGGAGCUGCAGGACCACGCUGACAGCAACAUCGUCAUCAUGCUGGUGGGAAACAAGAGCGACCUGCGCCACCUGAGGGCCGUGCCCACCGAGGAGGCCCGCGGCUUCGCAGAGAAGAACGGCCUUUCCUUCCUGGAGACGUCUGCCUUGGACUCGUCCAACGUUGAGCUGGCCUUUCAGACUAUUCUCACAGCCAUCUACAACAUCGUCUCCCAGAGGCAGAUGUCUGGACAGGGAAGCUCGGACUUCUCGCCGGCCUCCAACGUGGUUCCCAUCACAGUGGAGCCCACCCAGAGCUCGUCCAGUAAGGGCGCCUGCUGCCAGAACAACUGAGACCCGCCGCUGACGUCCUCCUUCAUCUCAGCGGACAAACGGACAGACCGGGGCGGAGGGUUUGUCCUGUUGGGGGCUGAGGAGGAGGAGGAGGAGCAGCAGUGAUGAAGAUGGCCAGGAUCAGUGAGGGCCUUAAUGACGGGUCAUGAAGAGGCUGUGAUGUCCACCAUGCUAAUGGACUCUUCCUUCUGCUGCAGCGGCUCCUCCAUCUUCUCCUUCUCUGUAUUUAUUAACUUCCUGUUUCUACACUAAAAACAAAAAAUGUUCUUUUCAUUCUUUA
Cyprinodon tularosa is the source of this 1151-nucleotide messenger RNA. RefSeq names its product RAB11a, member RAS oncogene family, like (gene rab11al). NCBI's taxonomy places the organism in Eukaryota, Metazoa, Chordata, Actinopteri, Cyprinodontiformes, Cyprinodontidae. The record is from RefSeq and is a predicted model, not a curated record. Gene Ontology annotation, molecular function: GTPase activity; GTP binding. Bases 221 to 871 code for a protein of 216 amino acids. Gene Ontology annotation, biological process: melanosome transport; exocytosis; neurotransmitter receptor transport, endosome to postsynaptic membrane. The transcript is spliced from 5 exons. Gene Ontology annotation, cellular component: postsynaptic recycling endosome; transport vesicle; axon.